Spinacia oleracea (spinach) is the source of this 1314-nucleotide messenger RNA. RefSeq names its product late embryogenesis abundant protein, group 3. The transcript is spliced from 2 exons. The coding region runs from base 283 to 1110 and encodes 275 amino acids. The record is from RefSeq and is a predicted model, not a curated record. NCBI's taxonomy places the organism in Eukaryota, Viridiplantae, Streptophyta, Magnoliopsida, Caryophyllales, Amaranthaceae.
AAUUUUUUUUAGAAAAAAAUAUAUGAGUAGAGACAUAUGUGUUGACUGCUGAAGCUCGCUAACUUUGACAACAAACACGUGUCAAUAUCGCACUUAACGUGGCAUGCAACUAACACUCCACCUAAUAUCUCCUCUUACAACUUGAAACCCUUUAUAGUUAACACCAUCUCCAAACUUGAUCAACCAAUUGUUUACUCUCUUGAAGUAAAUUAAAACUAAGUUGAAAUCCUAUUUUUAUCUUCUUUUGGAAACAAAACAAAGCAAAGCUAAGUAUUUGCAAGAAUGGCGUCUAUGUUUAUGGUGAAGAACACCUUUUUGAAGGUCUCAAAAGUGGGUUUACCUCCUCAAGGGGUUUCUUAUCUUUUCCCUCGUAAAGUUUCAAGGGUUUACUUUACUUCAGCCUCCAAGUUUAAUCAGAAUCAGUAUGCUAGAGAGGAUGCUGGGGGAGAAGAAGACGCAAAAGCUGCUGAAAGAAUUAGGGAGGCACGGCAAGUGUACGAGAGCGACAAAGAAGCCGAGGAGGUUGAGAGGAAAUACUCAGAAAUGAAGCAGAAAGCCAAGGACACCGCCCAGGACGUGAACGAGAAGGCCAAAGAGGGCACCCGACAAGCCGGCGAAGCAAUGCAGGAUGCUGCGGACAGAGCAAAACAGGGCACUGAGGCGGCAAAGCGGAAGGCUCAAGAGGGAAUGAAUAAGGCAGGGGAAACAAUGUACAAUGCAAAAGAAAGGACUAAGGAUACGGCAGAGUGGACAUCCGACAAGGCGAAGGAAGGGGCUAAUAAAGUCGGAGAAACAAUGAGGGAUGCAAAGGAAACGACCAAGGAAACCAUGAACGAUGCAAAAGAAAGGACUAAGGAUACGGCGGGGUGGACGGCUGACAAGGCGAAGGAAGGGGCGGGGAAGGUGGGAGAGACGAUGCAUAAUGUGAACGAGAAAGUGAAGGAGACGGCCAAGGGGGCGUGGGAGACCGCGAAAGAUGCGACCCAUAAGAUAAAGGAGACGGUGGUGGGAAAAGAUGAGGAGGAUAAGAGGGUUGAUGAUUAUGUUGAAAAUCAUUUGCCUAAGCGUCCCGGUGAUGGUUGGGACCAGAAAAUCAACCGUGAUCGUUGAUCACUUUUGUUAAUCUAUAUAUGCUUUUGUAUUUUAUGUUUGCAAGUAAUGUAACAUAGGAAAAGAAAAUUAUGGCCCUUUAUAUGUUAAAUUGGUCCAAUUUUCACUUUUGGAUGUGUAAUAAACUUGGGACUUCUUUUGACCAAACGAUCAUUGUAUCAAACUAUAGUCAAUAUUAAUAUCAAACUCAUUAGGUGGUUCUAA